Aspergillus caelatus is the source of this 303-nucleotide messenger RNA. RefSeq lists its product as uncharacterized. The transcript is spliced from 4 exons. Lineage: Eukaryota; Fungi; Ascomycota; Eurotiomycetes; Eurotiales; Aspergillaceae. Bases 1 to 303 code for a protein of 100 amino acids. The record is from RefSeq and is a predicted model, not a curated record.
AUGUUGUUCAACAAGUCUCUUCUGGCUACAACUGCCAUGGCCCUCUUUACCUCCAGUGUUGUUGGCCAGACCGUUAGGGUCUCAUAUGGCUCCCCUCUGCCAACUGACGAUUUCCAUCAAGUCCUCAACUUAGAUGAACUUGUGGCGCUGGACCAUCCGGGCGAAUGGGUAUACUUUUUCUCCAGCCAACCCUGUGAUCUUUACGGCGAAUCCGAUACCGAACCAGUUUUCACCAAGGUCAUCGGCCCGUAUUAUUUCCUUCGGCCGACCUACAUUGCCUCCGCCUUCUGCCACAGCGAUUGA